AUGUCUCACGCCUCACUUCUAGCAGCGGCGCUCAGCAUAUCGGUCACCACCAUUGGUGCCGGUGUGCUGGCAAUACCAGCCACAUUUGAGUCAGAUGGGAUCGCCCUGGUGGCACUCGCCUUGCUCGUCGUUGGCGUCCUCACCGUCGUCUCUAUUGACUUUCUAAUCCUCUGCAUUCACAAAUUGGGCGCGCAUAGCUACGAGGAGAUCUCUGACGAGUUGCUCGGGCAAGCCUUCAAAGAAAUCAUUCGCUGGAUGCUGAUUGUGUACAACAUCGGCACCGCUGUCGGGUACAUUGUCGUCAUUGGCGAGAUAUUUACCCCGAUGCUGCCGGUGAUCCGCUUGUACGUGCCGUGGCUCUCGUCGUCGUCGCACAUAAUGAUUGCAUCAUGGCUGUGGGUGAUGCUGCCUUUAUCGUGCUUCCCGAAAGUGUCGCACCUGUACGUGACCUCAUUCCUAGCCAUCGCCGCGACCUUCUUCAUCUCCGGCAUCAUCGUCUACCGCUACUUUGUACCGCUGAACUCGACCCCGGCUGCGAGGAAUUCCGAGGAGGACAUCAAGUAUUUCCGCUUCUGUCGCCGGUCACUCCUGACGCUUCCCGUAGUGAUGUUCGCCUUCGACUGUCAAUCUCUCGUAUUCCAAGUAUGGACGGAGCUAGCCUACCCUUCGCGGGCCACCAUGGCAAAAGUGGCUACUGUUAGCGUGCUUGUCACAAGUCUUGUCUACGGUGUGGUCGGAUUCUUCGGGUACAUGGCCAACACACCGCACGUGCACGGCAACAUCUUGACCAACUACAACCCGAUGCGUGAUCGCCUCUUCGCCAUCGGCGAAACCUUCUACUCCAUCACCGUCAACGUCGCCUACGUCUUGAUUCUCAUUCCGUGCCGCGAUGCCAUCUUCCAGAUGUGGUACGGCUUCAGCCACACCCACGAGGCUCUAGAGAUUCCUCAUCACAGCAACCUCCUUGUGAGCGUUUCACUAUCGUUUUUUUGCCUGUGUCUCGCACUGCUGGCGCCGGGAUUCCUGUACAUUGUGGUGCUCAUGGGCGCCUUCUGUAGUAGCACGCUGUGCUUCACCUACCCGGCCCUCUUCCGGCAGCGCCUUCACGUUCUCGGGCUGGCACCGUACACCGGGUACGAGCGCCUCGCUGUUUGGGUCAUGUACUUCUUUGGGUUUACCGGUGUCAUGAUGGGCUUUUUUGCCCUUGUUGGGAUGUGA
Leishmania mexicana MHOM/GT/2001/U1103 is the source of this 1218-nucleotide messenger RNA. Its product is annotated as putative amino acid permease. The record is from RefSeq and is a predicted model, not a curated record. The coding region runs from base 1 to 1218 and encodes 405 amino acids. Gene Ontology annotation, biological process: amino acid transmembrane transport. NCBI's taxonomy places the organism in Eukaryota, Euglenozoa, Kinetoplastea, Trypanosomatida, Trypanosomatidae. Gene Ontology annotation, molecular function: amino acid transmembrane transporter activity. The transcript has a single exon.